UGCAGGCAGCAACAUGUUCGCUCAUGACAACAUCUGUCUCCACAGAGAGAGCUACCACCUGUGGCAGCGACCCCGGGAAUGUCCAGCGCCUGAGCUGUGAUGAUGGAGUGAUCAGUGUGCAGACAGCACUGUAUGGACAAGGAUACGGUGUGUCCUGCAUUGAGGGAAGACCUUCAGGAAUACUCAGCUUAAGACAGUGCUCUCAAGUGGGCACAGACACUACAGUGUUUUGGUGUGAUGGCAAGAGCGAGUGUGAACUAAACAUCAACGUUUUUCAUACCUCUGAUCCCUGCUAUGGCAUCUACACACACCUGGACACCACCUACACCUGCGACCCUUCGAGUUUUGAUUCAGUUAACCUUGUUGCCUGUGAGGGCUCCUUUGCACAACUCCAGUGUGAUCAAGGACAGGUUAUAUUUGUGACUGGUGCAGACUAUGGACGUAGUGACCAGACCACCUGCGUUUCCCAACG
This is a messenger RNA of Etheostoma spectabile (orangethroat darter), 472 nucleotides long. RefSeq names its product L-rhamnose-binding lectin SML-like. NCBI's taxonomy places the organism in Eukaryota, Metazoa, Chordata, Actinopteri, Perciformes, Percidae. The transcript has 7 exons. Gene Ontology annotation, molecular function: carbohydrate binding. The record is from RefSeq and is a predicted model, not a curated record. The annotation marks the transcript as partial.